This is a messenger RNA of Chara braunii, 1268 nucleotides long. The record is from the annotation of a GenBank genome assembly. NCBI's taxonomy places the organism in Eukaryota, Viridiplantae, Streptophyta, Charophyceae, Charales, Characeae.
GCGAACCUCUUUUUUUCGUCGUCGGAGCGGUGAACAGCUCCGCGUGAAAGAGAACAUAAUUUUGAAGGUGUAUAUGUGACAAGCGGGGGUGGUGUAGUCUUCUGUGCUGUGGGAUUGAGUGGACACUGGCGAUGGCUUCCGUAGCGUCGGUGGUUGGUACUUGCCUUCCCGUGCGGACGGGAAGCGGGGUAUGUGCAAAUUGUGGACGGGGCGACUUGCAGCAGCGUCGAGCACAGCCGGGCAGUGUUGCACAGCCAGCAGUUGCUGGGCCUUCUCUCCGAGGCCGUUGUUUUCCGGAGACGGGAACAGCGCAAUUGCGGUUGGUUCUCGGCAGACGCUGUGGUGGAUGUACGGUGGAGAGGAGGAGGGGGUCACUUGUUGUUCGUAAUGGAUUGUUCGGCGGCGGAAAGAAGGAAGACGAAGGCGGUCAGGAGGGGGGGGGAAGCAAGAAGGGCGGCAUGUUUGGGAACAUGUCAGGCUUGAUGGAUACUGUGAGGAAGGCUCAGCAGAUUGUACAGGUGGAGGCUGUCAAGGUUCAGCAGGAGCUUGCCGCCGCCGAGUUUGACGGCUACUGUGAAGGGGAGUUGGUAAAGGCGGUGUUGACGGGGAACCAGGAGCCCUGUCGGGUGGAGAUCACGGACGAGGCCAUGGACCUAGAGCCAGAGGAGCUCUCCCGGCUGGUGACAGAAGCGUACAAAGAUGCCCAUCAGAAGAGUGUGCAGGCAAUGAAGGACAGGAUGAAGGAUCUGGCCCUCAGUCUUGGCAUGCCCCCAGGUCUCACUGGUGGAGGAAACCCCCCCAUCUAACUGGUGAUGACAAGGCGCCAAGACUCGCCGCUAAUGGUUCGUUGGAGCCUUGUUUUGUUUUUGUUUUCACAGUGUCAUAGGAGCCGUGCCGUGGUAGUCUAUUAUUAUUCUUAGCAGCUGUAGUGUGUCUUCUGGCCAGUCGUAACGGGAAUAGCGUUUUUUUUUUUUGUUUUUGUUUUUUUUUGUGUGGAAGAAACACCCCUUCAAUAGCUUUGAGAAUGUGGGAAUUCAAGAGUGGAGCGUUACGUAUAUAUUGUCGAUCUGCCACACUCUCUCUCUCUCUCUCUCUCUCUCUCUCUCUCUCUCUCUCCUCUCCUCUCUCUCCCUCUCUCCUGUCUCUCUCUCUCUCUCUCUCUCUCUCUCUCUCUCUCUCUCUCUCUCUCUCUCUCUCUCUCUCUCUCUCUCUCUCUCUGUGGAUUUCUUUUAGGUUCAAUUAUUAGCCAAUCAAUCAGCCAGUCAAUC